Molecule: messenger RNA, 1620 nt
Organism: Saccostrea cuccullata (small rock oyster)
Lineage: Eukaryota; Metazoa; Mollusca; Bivalvia; Ostreida; Ostreidae
Exons: 1
Coding region: 1-1620 (539 amino acids)
Biological process (GO): protein monoubiquitination
Molecular function (GO): ubiquitin protein ligase activity; zinc ion binding
Source: RefSeq, a predicted model, not a curated record
AUGGCUUCUAGUACAACUAAAUCACAAGACGUUAUUCUGUGUCACCUCUGUGACAGGAGACCCGCCAUUCUUCACUGUAAUCCCUGCCAGGUCAACUUAUGUGAAGAAUGCGUCGGACGACACUACAUGACGUCAUCAUCAUCUAAUCACGAGAUUGUCAAAUAUCGAGAGAGAAAAUUUCAUCUUUCAUUUCCAAACUGCAAAGUCCAUGGUGAUGAAAAGUGUACCGUUAAAUGCCAGAACUGUAAUGUAGAUGUUUGCCUUCAAUGUCUCAGCGGAGCCCAUAAUGGUCAUAGAAUUAUUGAUAUCAGGGGCAUUGUUGAUGAAAAGAAAGAGCUUAUGAAAAAAGAUAUGGCUCGUCUAAAAGAUGAUAUGAUUCCUAAAUUUGAACAAGCAGAUACAGAGAUAGAAUCCAAAUUAGCGGCUUUAAAUGCUAAAUGUGACGAAUUAGAACAAUCAGUCACAGAGCAUGGGCAAAAAUGGCAGCGAUUCAUUGACGAAAUAGUUGCAAAAAACAAGAAAGAAAUUGCAGAGAUGAGAGGAAAUGGCAUCAGGAAAUUAAAAAAAUACCAGAAGGAAAUAAAAAAUGCACUUGAAAGCCUAAUUGAAAUUGCUCUACAGAACGUAAAGAUUUUACAUUCCAUGGACGUUCGUCACAACACAAACUAUGAAAGAAAUAUUCAGAAGUAUCUUAUGAUCCCCUUACAAAUAGAUCUUGAACUACCGGCAUUCAUUUUCAAAGACAUAGAUAAAAGUAGAUUUUAUCAAGAUUUUGGAAAAUUAAUAGAACCCAAUAUACAAACAGAAACGAUAUACAGAUCAGAUGUAUCCAUUGUUCUUCUAGAAAAAGCCGUAGAAAUCGCAUCCUUCCACACUGGAGUAACACCGUUGAUGAGGAUAGCAUGUCGAAAUACAGAGGAGGUGUGGGUAACGGGAAAGAAUAAAACCAUUACUCGUAUCAACAUACAGGGUUCUGUACAGGAGACUGUUACCUUUCAGAAUAAUCCUUGUGAUAUUUCAGUUUCAAACGAAGGAUAUUUGCUAUACAUUGAUAGAGUAAAUCGAGUAAUUAAUGAUGUCCACCAGACAACAGCAAAGUUCACAACAGCACAAGGAUGGUAUCCAUUAGGACUGUGUUGUACACAAUCAAGAGACUUACUGGUCAGUAUGUGUACACAUAAUUAUGAACAUUAUAAAAUUGUCAGUUAUGAAGGUCAAACAAUAAAGCAGGAGAUAGAGAAGGACAACAAAGGUAAACCGCUAUAUAAAAGAGGUGAAAUGAUGCUCUUUGUGACGGAAAACAACAACGGGGACAUCUGUGCCUCUGAUUGCAAUGGUAAAAAAGUCGUUGUAGUGAAUAAGGCAGGAAAACUUCGAUUCCAAUAUAAAGGACAAAAGAAGAUGAAGAAACAGUUUGAUCCCGCCAGUAUUGUCACAGAUUUCGAGGCUCGUAUAAUAGAAAAAGUUUACGGUAAUUCCUGUACCCACAUCAUUGAUCAGGAUGGUCAAUUUCUCCGUAUUCUGGCUUUUUGUGGAGCACUGAGUCUGGACACACUGGGACGACUGUGGGUGGGGGAUAAUGAUGGUGGAAGUGUUAAGGUCAUCAAAUAUACAAAUUAA